Molecule: messenger RNA, 2794 nt
Organism: Parathielavia appendiculata
Lineage: Eukaryota; Fungi; Ascomycota; Sordariomycetes; Sordariales; Chaetomiaceae
Product: TrkH-domain-containing protein
Exons: 2
Coding region: 237-2738 (833 amino acids)
Biological process (GO): intracellular potassium ion homeostasis; potassium ion import across plasma membrane
Cellular component (GO): plasma membrane
Molecular function (GO): high-affinity potassium ion transmembrane transporter activity
Source: RefSeq, a predicted model, not a curated record
CUACCAGAUCGCAUUCCACAUGCUAGGUACAUACGUGGCGCAGCUCCUGGAUGGCAGUUGGUUGCGACAGCGAGUGUCUUCACCUCAGCACGCAUGUUGGCUCCCACCUGAGGUAACAUACAUUUCUGGUUGCCUAUCUCGGAGGAUCGCUCCUGAGCUUGACAGUUGGUUCGGCUUGCUGUGCGUCUUUCCAGAAGUGCUGUCUUCGCGGCGCGAUCUGGCCAAGUAUUUGUCGAAUGGACGCCCUCUGCAGUCCGUUCUCAGCUCUCAACCAUGUCCCGCAAAGACUCGGUCUGACUGCUCCUUUGUUUUUGUACGCAAUGAAGUGGCUAGACGACUUCUGUAAGCGCCAUUCCGAGGGCCGCCUGGCCGAGUCGGUGGCCAAGAUCCGGCCCUACCUGCCCCCGAUCAACUUCAUCACCGUCCAUUAUGCCUACUUCAUUCUCUCCUGUCUCUUCUUUGCCCUCGUGUUCUGGGGCUGCGGCUCGCCCUCGAGCCUGCAGAUCAGCUUCCUCGACAGCCUGUAUCUGUGCAUGUCGGCGCUCACGUCGACGGGCAUGAACACGGUCAAUGUCAGCCAGAUGUCGACCGGCCAGCAAGUGGUGCUGUUCAUCGCCAUGAUACUCGGCCAUCCCAUCUUGAUUUCGCUCUGGACCGUCCUCUUCCGACGCCACAUCUUUGAGAAGCGGUUCCGCGCUAUCGUCAGGGCCGAACGGGAGAGGAAGUUGAAGUCGGGCUCUGCUAUCGGGCUCACCGCAGGAAUCUCUGAUCUCCUCACCAUGGCGCGCAUCAAGUCCCUGACAAAGGCCAAGUCAAAGAGCAACGACGCGAACCAGCUCCCAGGCUUGGGCAGCCGAAUUCCCAAAUCACCGACUGCCUCCCACCCGGAGAGACCGACCCGAGAGCGCGAUGUGGAGGCGGCCCUUGCCCCGAUCGCGGAGGGAGUUCUCCAGCCGAGGACACCCGGAGCCCGAAGCGUGGCGUUCGCCGAGCCGUCGCAACCGGAACUUCAUUUCAAGCCAAGCGCCGAUCCCCAACGGGCCGACCCCGACCGGGACCGCACCAUCGAGAUCCGGAACUUUCUGGAAGAGAAGCGGAGAAACGUUGGCCGGAACGGCGAGUUCUUCAACCUCACGCUCAAAGAGCGAGAGUACCUCGGCGGCGUCGAGUACCGGGCCGUCGAGGUGCUGGUCGUGACAGUGACCAUGUACCUUGUCCUGUGGCAGCUCCUGGGAGGCAUCGCGCUCGGCGCGUGGCUUGCCGUCAACGCGCCCGAAAUCUCGGCCGUCAACCAGCAGAACGCGUGGUGGGCGGGUCUCUUCCUGGCCAUAUCGGCUUUCAACAACGGCGGCAUGACGCUGCUGGACGCGGGCAUGACGGCCUUCCAGUCGGGUUACUACUUUGUACUGAUCGUCUCCACGCUGCUCAUCCUCGUCGGCAGCCAGGCGUCGCCCAUCUUUUUGCGGUUCAUUAUCUGGGUGCUAUCGAAGCUGCUGAAGUUCUCGACCAGGGACGAGGGAUACGCCGUGUGGAAGGAGACGUUCGACUUCAUCCUGCAGUAUCCCCGCCGCGUGUACAUCAACAUGUUCCCGGCUCGCCCGACCUGGAUGCUGACCCUUUGGCUCGGCUCGUUCCUGCUGGUUGACUGGGCCAUGUUCUUUCUGCUGAACAUCGGUAAUCCGGCCAUCGAGAGCAUCCCGCCCGGGCCGAGGGUCAUGGACGGUCUCUUCCAGUCAGUGUCCAUCCUCUCUGGCGGCUUCGCUGUGGUACCCAUUUCGGCCGUGUACUUUGGACUGCAGGUCCUGUGGCUGGUCAAGAUGUAUGCCUCGGCCUACCCAACGUCGAUCACGGUUCGCGGAUCCAAUGUGUACGAAGAGCGCUCUCUUGGCAUCUACGCUGGCGACGAGCCAGAACCGACCGGCGAGGGUGAGAGGGACGAAAAGCAGCAGAAAUUACCUGCCGCUGGCGGGCUCUUCCUCACCCCCGGGGUAUCCGGAAAUCAGCCACCCCUGACGCCGAUGUCGGUUGCGUCGCACGCGUCCCGGCUGUCCCGGCUCUCUCAAGCUUCGCGCGGCGGGAUUGACAAAAUCGUGGGCAUUGGCAAAGAAGGGACCGCCAUGCUCGGCCGGCAGAUCCAGCGGCGCAUGACUGGCUUCCAGGGCGUGGGCAUUGCCCCGGUGCAUCCGCGGCGCCAGAAGGCCAAUAUGCUCCAGGGCAGCCCGGACACUUCGGCCAGCAGCAGCACAGCGGCCAGUUUGCACUCCCUUGGAGACCACGCACCGCCGGGUCAGGACCUCAUGUCUCACCAUGUGCGCAGCCAACUGUCGCACGACGUGUGGUGGAUUGCCCUGGCCUUCUUCCUCAUCACCAUCAUCGAAACAUCACACACGCUUGAGAACCCGGCCGCCUACAGCCUGUUCAACAUCCUGUUCGAGAUCGUGUCGGCCUACGCCAACAACGGCGUGUCGGUGGGCUUGCCGACGGCCGCGUACAGCUUCAGCGGCGGCUGGCAUGCCGGCAGCAAGCUCGUCCUUAUCUUGGUGAUGCUGCGUGGGAGACAUCGCGACCUUCCUGUGGCGCUGGAUCGCGCUGUCAAGCUGCCAAGCAUGGAUCUGGACGAGAAGGAGGAGGAUGACGCUGAGAUCCGGCGCGCCAUUAGCAGGACGCCGAACCUGGGCCAGACCCGGAGCCCACAAGUGGAUGUGCCGGGUAUUAUCAGGCGGUUCCCGACCUCGUAGAUUGUCCCGUGCAGGAAGAGUGUUAUUCCUGAGUGAUUUCAUUGGAUAAUAGAGAG